UGUAAAACAAAAAWUUUUUUUUAGGUAUAUGAUGGGAUUAAUCACGACAAAAAGGAACUUUGAGCUUUGUUCAAAGGUAACUGCAUCAUGUUUCUGUAGACGUAGAUUACCUGUUAUAAUGGUUCGGUCCAAAAUGGUUCAAACACUGAAAUCUGCUACUACCUAUAUAGAACAAGGACAUGUUCGAGUUGGUCCACAGUUAGUAAAAGAUCCAGCUUUCUUAGUAUCAAGACCUUUAGAAGAUUUUGUGACAUGGGUGGAUAAUUCGGCUAUCAAGAAACGUGUGCUUGAAUAUAAUGACCUAAGAGAUGAUUUUGAGAUAAUGUAACAUAGUUGGUAAUUUACAUUAAUUAUAACUGAUAAGUUAGUUUUUAAAUUUUAUACAUGCAUAUUUUGUUAAAUUUACUAUAAAUAAAACAUGUUUCCAUUUAAACAUUUURUGUUGAAUUCAUGCCAGA
This is a messenger RNA of Diuraphis noxia (Russian wheat aphid), 458 nucleotides long. Its product is annotated as U3 small nucleolar ribonucleoprotein IMP3. The record is from RefSeq and is a predicted model, not a curated record. Gene Ontology annotation, cellular component: small-subunit processome; Mpp10 complex. Gene Ontology annotation, molecular function: rRNA binding; snoRNA binding. NCBI's taxonomy places the organism in Eukaryota, Metazoa, Arthropoda, Insecta, Hemiptera, Aphididae. Gene Ontology annotation, biological process: rRNA processing; ribosomal small subunit biogenesis.